AUGGCAGAAGGCCAGGCCAACAGCGAUCACACUGUGUACGAUGACGAAAGCAGAACCAUCGUCAAUGUCAACAAUCCUAAAGCUGUUACCGAUGAUGGAGAUCUCGGUGGUGAGAAGUUCGAGACAAGAGAAUCAGCUGCUGGGGAAAAGAGCUUUGGCGAAAAUCAAGUUGCGCAUGGGAUGAAGGAUGUGGAAAAGGGUGAUCCAGCUGCUGAUGAGGCUGCCGCCGCCGCAGACCCAAAUCUUGUCGACUGGGACGGACCUGACGAUCCUAAGAACCCUCGAAACUGGUCCAAGGGAUGCAAAAUGGCAAACAUUGCGCUCAUCAGCGCAUCCGUGCUAUACUGCAACAUUGCCACUACUAUGUUCGCCCCAGGAGCCAACAUUAUGGAGCAUGAAUUCGGCUUCAACAACAACACAAUCGAAGUGCUGACUAUCACGAUAGCUUCGCUCGGCUUCGCUAUGGGUCUAUUCUUCGCCCCGCUGUCCGAAGUCUUUGGCCGUGUACCCAUCUAUCGGGUGGCCUGUAUCUGCUACAUGGGCUUUACUGUCGGUUGUGCACGAAGCACCAAUGUCGCCAUGUUUCUUGUUUUCCGCCUGUUGACUGGACUUUCUGCCUCUCCAUUCAUGACAACGGGAGGUGGUACAAUUGCCGACCUUUUGGAGAAGGAGGAAAGAGGUGGAGCUAUGGCCAUGUUUACUCUUGGGCCGCUCAUAGGUCCAGUAGUUGGACCUAUCGUGGGAGGAUUCGUUACACAGAACAAGGGCUGGAGAUGGACCUUCUACAUUAUUCUGAUGCUCGCCGGCACUGUCUCAAUCCUGUCCUUCAUCAUCAUGCGCGAGACGUGUGCACCUGUGAUUCUUAAAGCCAAGGCCACUCGUCUUCGGAACGAGACAGGUAAUACGAACCUGCGCGCAGCUGGCGACAAACAAACUCCUGUCUCGCAGCUUGUUAUUCACGCCAUGAAACGCCCAAUCAAGUUUCUAUUCAAGUCACCUAUUGUCUUGCUCACUUCGAUCUAUAUCGCCUUCAUAUUUGGUGUGAUCAUGCUCUUCUACUCUACAUUUCCAGUCGUUUACGAAGAGACCUAUCACUGGAGCGUUGGUGUUUCUGGCCUAGCAUACAUCGGCAUCGGCAUUGGCUGCGCUAUUGGCAUAACUGUCUUUGGCAAGCUGAGCGAUCGUCUGGUACGUGAUGGUGGUUCAGAUGGGAAAUACCGUGUAGAACGGAGAAUGAUUCUGGUCAUGAUCUUUUGUCCCCUUUUGCCUGUCGGCCUGUUCAUAUACGGCUGGACCGCCUACUACAAGGUACAAUGGAUUGUACCUAUCAUUGGAACAGCAAUCACCGGUAUGGGUGUCGUGAUGAUUACAUCGUCAUCUCAGAUAUAUAUCAUUGAUGUCUUCGGACCUCAGGCAGCUGCAUCUGCCCUUGCUUCUAUGACGCUGCUGCGCAAUAUCAUUGGUUGUCUGCUGCCUCUCGCGGCGCCAUCUCUGUACAAAAACCUUGGUUUGGGCUGGGGAAACAGCCUCUUGGCUUUCAUUGCGGUUGGUUUCAUUGGUGUACCGUUCUUUUUUUACUUCUGUGGUCAAUGGCUGCGAGAAAAGUUCCCUGUUGAAAUUUAG
Messenger RNA from Mollisia scopiformis, 1623 nucleotides. Its product is annotated as MFS general substrate transporter. Gene Ontology annotation, molecular function: transmembrane transporter activity. The record is from RefSeq and is a predicted model, not a curated record. Gene Ontology annotation, biological process: transmembrane transport. Bases 1 to 1623 code for a protein of 540 amino acids. The transcript is spliced from 3 exons. Lineage: Eukaryota; Fungi; Ascomycota; Leotiomycetes; Helotiales; Mollisiaceae.